Fonsecaea multimorphosa CBS 102226 is the source of this 3276-nucleotide messenger RNA. RefSeq lists its product as uncharacterized. NCBI's taxonomy places the organism in Eukaryota, Fungi, Ascomycota, Eurotiomycetes, Chaetothyriales, Herpotrichiellaceae. Gene Ontology annotation, molecular function: DNA-binding transcription factor activity, RNA polymerase II-specific; zinc ion binding. Gene Ontology annotation, biological process: regulation of DNA-templated transcription. The record is from RefSeq and is a predicted model, not a curated record. The coding region runs from base 1 to 3276 and encodes 1091 amino acids. The transcript has 2 exons.
AUGGAUGAAGUUGGUGACGUGGAUAUCAAACACGAGAGACCCCAUCCCUACGGCCAACCACCUCCAAAUCCUAUCCACCGUAUGCCGCCAGCCGAGACCCCUACGUCGUACAAUUAUCCUCCUCCGCCAGGCGCAGGUAUGCCACCACCGGCGCCGGCGUGGAACCCGACGCCUUCGCCAUACAAUGACUCCGCGGAGCACCGCCCUCCACCUCCAGACAUCCCUCAUCAAUCGCCAUAUCCUCCACAUCCUCAGUCAUAUCCUCCCACUCAUCCCCCGCCAGGGAGAGAACCCCCAGGUUACCCUCCUCCGGAUCCAGGUUACGGCCGCCCAGGCAGUGUAUCGGGCCCUUCAAGAUCCCCAGCCGAUGUUCAACAACCACCGCCACAACCUCCCCCAUAUCACCCUGUGAGUAGCAAUCCCCACGAAGCUCCCUACUAUCCUCCCCCGACCGACUACAGGCCGCGUCAUGCCUACCAAGGGCCUGAGCCCCAGCUCAACGGAACUCACCAGCAGCCUCCUCUUCACGUUGUGACGGGGCAUGAGAUGAUGCCAGGACAGCCUCCGGGCCCACCGGCUUAUGGCCCGCCUUCAGCAGGUCCCAUCCCAACCCCCGGGCCGUACGCAUACCCUUAUCCCUAUCAUGGUGAGCACAGACGAAAACCAGUGCGAGCCGCCCAGGCAUGUGAUUCGUGCCGUCAACGAAAGGCGAAGUGCGACGAAGGAAGACCCGAGUGUCAACAUUGUAAAGACAACGGGCUGAAAUGCUCAUAUCGAGAAAUCCCUCCGCAAAAGUCGGAGAAACAAGUCCUGGCCAUUACCGCUCAAUUGGACUCGCUGGCCGAGGACGUCAAGGCAUUGGCCCAGAAGGCCCUGGAACGCCAAGAGCGGGACGAGAAGAUGGAUCACUUCCUCAAGCAACAAGACGACAAGAUCAACCUGUUGCUGGAACAUCUUACGAAGCCCCGGGCAGAACCACUUCGAGCGACGACCGACGUGCAAAUGGCAGACCAGCAAAGUCAUGGGGUAGCUACAACACCUGCAGUUCGAAGCCCUGCAGUCCCGAGCCCUGCGAACCCCAGUCCUGCUCAACCUCCACCUCCACUGUUCCGCCGACAGGACAGUACCUCCGAAGCCAGGUCCGGUUCACAGUCCCAGAAUCCCUCGGCAGCAUCCAUCCAGCACAUGCGGAAUUCAGAGACCGAGAGCAUCGAUACGCCUAUGCCCGCCAAGCAUACUACGGCUGCGCAGAAUCUCGUCCUUUGGCCGUCUAUCAAGGCUUUGAUUCCGAAGGGCAUUACGCCAUCUUAUGUGAUGGAUGAAGAAACCAGCCGAGGCCUAUUGCGACUUUAUGGUUGUGGGGAAGGAGAGGACAAAAACGAUGGCCAUGAAGGCGCUCCGAGCCCAGCCCACAGCAACUCAUCGGAAGGCCGGCGCACGGAUGAUGACACGUCCUCUUACUCACCGCACGGAGUUUGGGGCAGUGGGCAGUUGCACGUGCCCAUGGCGAAUCAAAGCCAGUCCGCGCGUGAACAUCCCGGUGGCUUGAGUCCCAGUGGUGGGUUGAUGUUGGAAGCGGAAGCAGUCGAUCGAUACUUCCGGAGUUUUAUGGACAACAUGCAUAUCCACCACCCAUUUCUCGAGCCGAAAGUACUCCGGGUCAUGAUCCACAAAUUCAAGAAAAAGUACAGCUGGGACGUUCGGGCCAGGGAGCAGGUCACGGCGAUUGGGAACAAGCGGAAGCGGGAGACGACAGACUCGCCGACCUCUAUGGACGAUUACAACAAUCCCCCCUUUCAGCCCAGGGGAUAUCAUAAUACCGUGGCUCCAAUCGAGCAUUCAGUCGCAAAUGCUAUUGUCUUGCUUGUACUCGCGCUGGGUAAGAUCACCUCUCAUCGUGAUCCUUUGCCGGGCCCUGCGUCAACCGCUACGAUGAGGACUUCCACGCCACAUAGCGCACUGUACUCGGAUUUUCCGAUGCCCAUGUCAACGCCUACCUCUCCAUAUAACCAUCACCCCAACCUGAACGGGACGGUUUCGAGUCCGGCGAAUCCGCAGGGCAAGAACAUGGACGUGAUUCCGGGUCUUGCUUACUUUGCUAUAGCUGCAGACAUCCUCGGAGAGCUACCGGGUGGCGCCGAUGUGUCCCACAUUCAAGCCUAUCUGCUUGCAGGUCUGUAUAUGGGACAACUAGCACGAAUUUUGCCAAGCUACUUUUACAUCAACAAGGCAUGCGUUGCAGCUCAAAUCCUGAUCGAGUCGACUCCCUAUGUUACAAACACCAUGAAACCCGCCCGUCGGAAUUUGGUCAACUUUGCAUUCUGGUCAUGCUUGCAAUUGGAGAGCGACAUUGCAGCCGAGUUGGAAUUGCCCCUCAGCGGGAUUGGUCGCUAUGAGAGUCCUCAGCACAAAGAGUUCCCGACGAGCCUGACGUUGGAUAGGAUCCCUGAGUCCAGUGUGGACGACGACAUACUGAGGUUUUACUCCUACCAAAUCCAACUGCGGACCACGAUGAACAGUGUCCAUGCCACGCUGUAUCGGGAAUCGAAGAAUCUGCAGGCAAGGCCAAGCGACAGCAUCAUGUCGGCUUUGGACGACAACCUGGAAAAUUGGAGGAAGAUGCUGAAUGAAUGGGAUUGGGACGACAAUGACCACGAAAGUCCCAACAUCAACGUAGCCCGGAUGCGAGGGAAAUAUUAUGGUGCCAAAUACAUCAUCUGGCGACCAACCCUGCGAUAUGCCUUGUUACAGGCCACUGCCAACCCCAAUGCCACUCCGACUCCCAAGCUCGCCAGAAGUCGGCCGUCAGAAUCGCCUGCAGGCUAUGGGCACCAUUCCGAGGUGACUUCACCAGCCGUAUCGAGUCUCAAUACUCCCCAUCCAUAUGGGAGAGACGUUCCUUACAUCCAGCCUGAGUUGCUUGAAGGCUCCCGGAAGUGUAUUGAGGCCGCAAUUCGCAGCACUACUUCUUUUGAUAAAGUCGCUCGCCGUCUUGUUGUCACCAACAUCUUCGGCACGGCUCACGCACAAUUCGGGAAUAUGCUUGUGCUCUACGCGACCUUCACCUCGCCUCACCCAGGCCUAAGCUCGUUGGUGCAGGAGGACGUAUUACGGCGAUUGCACGAUCGCACCGUGCAGAUUCUGCGAGAGAACGAGGCAAUUUCACCGGUGCUGGCCAAAGAUCUGAAGAUCUUGGAACACGUGCGCAUGAAGGUGUUCCCGCCGUCGACAUAUCCUUCGGCAAGCACGGCUUCCAGCUUCUCCUCGAACCGAUGA